AUGGAAUCCGUCAACGACUACGAUUACCUUGUUGAGGACUUUCUCGACUUGUCCUCCAUCCUGAACGCGGUUAACUGUGAAGAUAACUGUAGUGAGCAGAGCGGGUCUAUCUGCUCCCCGUACACCAGCCCGACCCCCAGUCACUCCUCCAGCUGCAGAUCCAGCACAGAAACAUGUCCCUGGACAUCUCUCCAAGACGAGUUCCGUCAGUUGCUCUUCAAAGACAUCAGUAGUCCACUCAACGCCCUAGACCACAUCCGCAUCACAGAGCGAAAUGAUUUCUUCACAAAUGGCAUCGACAGGGAACUGGACGAGUUUGAUCUUUAUCAGGUCAGAUUGCGAUCUUCUCCCCAGCUCUACUCCAGAUCUGUUAUCUCAGAUACACGAGUUCAGCCCAGCAAAGAUGUCCCAAUGAGAAACACGGUGUGUGUGUUCUGUAAGAACAACGGAGAAACUUUAUCUGUAUAUGGUUCUCAUCUUCUGAAGGACUCGAGGGGACGAGUGACGUGCCCUGUUUUGCGAAGGUACACCUGUCCUAUAUGUGGUACGUCUGGAGAUACAGCCCAUACCGUGAGAUACUGUCCCCUGAACACCAAGUGCUUUAGAUAA
Messenger RNA from Liolophura sinensis, 609 nucleotides. RefSeq lists its product as uncharacterized. NCBI's taxonomy places the organism in Eukaryota, Metazoa, Mollusca, Polyplacophora, Chitonida, Chitonidae. The record is from RefSeq and is a predicted model, not a curated record. The coding region runs from base 1 to 609 and encodes 202 amino acids. The transcript has a single exon. Gene Ontology annotation, molecular function: zinc ion binding; RNA binding.